Gymnodraco acuticeps is the source of this 2000-nucleotide messenger RNA. Its product is annotated as Krueppel-like factor 10. Gene Ontology annotation, biological process: regulation of transcription by RNA polymerase II. The record is from RefSeq and is a predicted model, not a curated record. Gene Ontology annotation, molecular function: RNA polymerase II cis-regulatory region sequence-specific DNA binding; DNA-binding transcription factor activity, RNA polymerase II-specific. Lineage: Eukaryota; Metazoa; Chordata; Actinopteri; Perciformes; Bathydraconidae.
GGUGGGGGUGAUGGGAAGUGUGACCAUCAGGAAUAUUUUUCACACACCCAUGCUCCUGUGUACCACUCUGUCUUCACGGUGCCGUCAGCCCCUGAUCACGCACCGAGGCUCUCUCCCAUUGGUUGGCGCUCAGCACACCUUUGCGCCCUAUUGGGCAAGACGUUAAGCCACGCCCAUCUUUUCCCCACCGUCUUUGAAACGAAGAAUGGUGAUGAGUCUGUAAAAGAAACUGGAAGACAUCAGUCACAAUUUUAGUUUAAAGUGUUCACCCGAGUCGACACGGACGGACAAGUACACGGCAGUUAAACCGGGUUCCUGAACACAACAUAGAUCCACAUAAAAUACUGUCAACAUGGAAUUUGAGGAGCUCGCCUCAGACCGCCAGGGUGAAUCCCAGCCUGCUCCUUUGGGUGACAUGGAGGCAGCGGAGGCUCUGGUGUCCAUGACUAACCGCUGGGAGAGCUUCAGACCCCUGACUCCAUCCUCAGAGGACGACUGUGUCUUCUUUGUCUCCAUUGUGCCGCAGGACCCUCCUUUGACUGUCAACUUGGUGUCGGACAUCGAGUGGGAGACUUGCAGUGCGUCCUCAGACUGGUCGCAGCCUGACUGUAUCCUCUAUGGCUCUGUUGGGCGGCAGCAGUCUCCUUUGUGGAUGACACCGCCAUACAGUCCGCCCGACUUUGGCCACCCAUUCCCCCCGGCGAUAUCCUUAUUUCAGCGAAUAGCAGAAGAGACUCAUGAGCACACACAGCAACGCUUCCAGUGCACCAGUGUGAUCCGGCACACUUCAGAUGGCCCGAGCGGCUCCUGUAGCGCCUAUCCUGCCUCCAGGGAGGACAGACUCACUCCCGUUCAUACAGAAGACUCUAGCUGUGAAUAUGGGCAAGAUGCUGUCCAACAGUCUGACUCUAAAGCAGUCGGGCCACAGAGAUCUCACACUGCGGCUUUGCCAAUUGUUUUUGAAAUCAGCCAGAAGAGCCUUGAGUAUAAAUCAAACUCAUCUCAGAUUGCUGGCUCUGAGCUCUCUCCUCUCACUCUGUACAGCCACAUUCUUCCUGUCACAGCCUGUGACAACCCAAACGGAUAUCAAAUCCCAUCCCCCACCACUGCACCACAGCACCGUCCCCCAACACAAGCAGCUCCUCCGGCCCAGGUCUUCUUCCUCGUCCCUCAGCUGGCUGUUCCUACUCUCUACGUCCAGCCGGCCCUGGUGACCUCUGGGGGCACCAAGCUGACGGCCAUCGCCCCCGCGCCUGGGCUGGCCCUGUUGGAGCAAAGACUAAACCAGCCGCAGCCCGAGGUGUCCCGUGUCCGCAGCCAUGUUUGUCCUCAUGAGGACUGCAGCAAGACCUACUUCAAGAGCUCCCACCUCAAGGCCCACCUGAGGACACACACAGGAGAGAAGCCCUUUAGAUGCAAGUGGGAGGGCUGCGAGAGGCGAUUCGCUCGCUCCGACGAGCUGUCCCGCCACCGACGGACCCACACAGGGGAGAAGAGGUUCGCCUGUCCCGUGUGCCUCUGCCGCUUCAUGAGGAGCGACCACCUCGCCAAGCACGCACGGAGACACCUCGCAGAGAGAAAGACUUCCUGCGCAGUUACAGGUCAUCCAGUCUGCUGACAUCACUGCUCACACACAGUGUCUUCAACAAAAGCCUUCUGAGACAUGCUGAGGAGACGCAGAAUGAAAUGCUGGGAAUAUGUAGUGUGCCGGUUAUAUGCACAACUGUCAGAUCAUAACACUUCUCAUCACUGCUGAAUCAGAUGAAUGUGCAUGUGAAGUCUUUCCUUUGCUUUGAUGAUUGAAUAAGAUGUUUACAUUCAAACUACUCAAACUGAGCAUCUACACUAAAAUGAUCCACUGUUAAUACUGUUCUGUACACUUUUACAAAUCAAUGCUAAACAUGUUUACUGUUGAGUGAUUUUUGACCAAAGAAUGUUAAGUAUUGUUCUUUUGAGCCAUACAAAAAGAUAUUUGUAAUAAAAAGAUAUUUGGCACAACA